AUUUAGUUUGGUGAAACUACUCUAAAUAGUUCUGAUUAAUGAGAUGGCUGCAAUAUUAUGAUGAUGAAAAUCAAUAUGUAUUCAAUUAACUACUAUAAUAACUAUUUCAAUACUUAUUGUUUUAAGUAUUAAUAGCAAAGAUGAAAAAAAAGAACUUUGAUGAUGAUAUCAGAUUCAAGGUCAAAUAGAGAUAUGCAACAAUAUCAGAAUGGGCAUUUAAGACAAUCGAAUCUGAAAGAGUACCAGAAUCAAGGGCCAAGUCAUUAUAUAGUGGACCUGUAAAAGUUCCAAAUCAAGCGAUGUAUUUAUUGCAUAACCCGUAACAUCAACUUAUUAUACUUAGAUUUAAGAGUAUUGAUAAAAAGAAGCCCAGACUUGCUAUCUCUCAAUAAUCUACUAUAUAGCAAUCAUCAAAAAUUUAUAGAAAAUUGAUUGACCCAAAUUAGAUUACCAGAUCGCUUGAUUACUCUGAUUUAGCAGAUUCUUAAACAAAUGCUACAAAGAAAAAGGUGCCAUAAAAUCAAAGACUCAAAAAAUAAUUUUAAGUAAUUCAUAAUCGGAUGAAAUUAAUUUUGGAUUCCUACAAAAAUAGGGAACGAGUACUGUUGAAGUAUAUUGCCUCGUUGCAACAGGAGAUUAUGGCUCUCAAAUAAACUCGGUAUUAAACAAUAUGA
Paramecium octaurelia is the source of this 674-nucleotide messenger RNA. The record is from the annotation of a GenBank genome assembly. NCBI's taxonomy places the organism in Eukaryota, Ciliophora, Oligohymenophorea, Peniculida, Parameciidae.